Molecule: messenger RNA, 3631 nt
Organism: Centropristis striata (black sea bass)
Lineage: Eukaryota; Metazoa; Chordata; Actinopteri; Perciformes; Serranidae
Product: protein NYNRIN-like
Exons: 1
Coding region: 185-3271 (1028 amino acids)
Biological process (GO): DNA integration
Molecular function (GO): RNA-DNA hybrid ribonuclease activity; nucleic acid binding
Source: RefSeq, a predicted model, not a curated record
UGUUCUCUGAACACAUCAUACAUCAUGUUGAGAAUGCAAGAAAAGAAAGGAAGAAGGAGGAAGAAGUGAAUAAAAACCUGGCAGCUAAACUGACACAGCUACAGCUCAAUGAGCUGCGCAGCAAAUAGGGGAAUGGAAAUUCACAACUGACACACAUGUGCAGACAUCCCUUAAUGGACAGUUCAUGAAGAUAUCUGUGCGCACCUAUGAAGAAGUACAACCUGUUCAGGUGCUGCUCAGUGAAAGGCCGCCUACUCAAAUGCCACUUUCAGAAAAACAUAAUGAACUGUUAGGUAACAUACCAUCCGGGUUGUGGUCAAAACAUAAAACAGAUGUAGGAUUAGUAAAAUCUGCACAACCAGUAAAAAUAAAAAUAAAACAGAAUGUUACCCUACCGUACAGGAAACAAUAUCCUUUGAAACCACAUCAAGUAACAGGGAUAGAAACAACAAUCAAGGGCCUGGUAGCAGCAGGUGUGUUAAAACCAACCAAAAGUCCCUGUAACACUCCUAUCUUUCCUAUAAAGAAACCAAGCUCAGAUGACUACAGACUGGUGCAUGAUCUACGCGCCAUCAAUGCAGUAGUGGGUGCAGAGAUACCUAUAGUACCAGAUCCACACACUUUACUUUCAAAUAUCCCUCAUGACGCCUGCUGGUACACAGUCAUUGAUCUAUGCUCAGCAUUUUUCAGUGUGCCAUUACAUCCCGCAUCACAGUUUCUGUUUGCAUUCACAUUCAAAGGACAACAAUACACAUACACAAGCCUCCCACAGGGAUAUGUCGAGAGCCCAUCGAUUUUUAACAAAGUAUUGUCAGAUGAUUUACAACACGUAAAUGUCACUAGCAUCGUUUUGCAGUAUGUUGAUGACUUGUUAGUUUGUAGCACAUCUCAGGCGCAGUGUGAGCAUGACUCAGUCCUGGUCCUGCAGGCUUUAGCAAAGGGGGGACACAAAGUAAGUAAAGACAAAUUACAAUUUUGUCAGCCACAAGUUGAAUAUCUGGGCAGGCAACUGUGUGGCAGCAAGCGUGCUAUUGCACCCUCCCAGAUCGAAGCAGUGACAAAAGCCCCUAAACCACAAACGGUGGGGCAAAUGCUCUCCUUUCUGGGGAUGGCGGGGUUCAGCCGCCUGUGGAUCUGCGACUACGCUAUUAAAACAGCCCCGUUAAGAGGUUUGAUACGAGCCGCGGGUCAGACGGACGGCUCAGCUACGCUACAGUGGCACCCUGAGGCAGAGGGAGCUUUUGAAGCCCUCAAAGCAGACAUGCGAACAGCGCCAGCACUAGGUAAUCCUAACUAUGCUAAUGUGUUCCUUUUAUAUGUUGCAGAAACAGCAGGUUAUGCGUGUGCGGUUCUGAUGCAGGACACUCCCAGUGGUAAGCAACCAUUAGCAUAUUAUAGCACCAAGCUGGAUAACAUUGAAACAGGUCUUCCUCCAUGUUAUCAGGGAUUGGCAGCGGCAGCUUUUGCCUUUCAGAAAGCGUCAAGCAUCACAAUGGGACACCCGACUAUUUUGUAUACAUCACAUCAAUUACAUGCACUAAUCACAAGUCCCAGAUUUGUUUUGACACAGGCUCGACGGACAGGCUAUGAGGUAAUCCUUGCUGCCCCAGAGCUUACAGUACAAAGAUGCACCACAAUCAAUCCUGCCACCCGGAUGGUGACUCCUGUAGACGGGACACCACAUGACUGUCUCCAGACAACAAAUGAGUUCAUGAAACCACGUAAAGAUCUAGAUAAUCAACCAAUAACUGCUGAAAUAACUCUGUUUGUGGAUGUUUCCUGUUUUAGAGAUGCAGCAGGAAACCACGCUGGUUACGCCAUAAUACAGUUGCAGUCUGACGGCUCUUUCUAUGAGGUACAAGUCACUAAACUUAACCAGCCUUGUUCAGCGCAGCUCGCAGAAAUCAAGGCUUUGACUGCAGCAUGCCACUUGGCAGCAGGUAAGACCCUAAAUGUAUAUACAGACUCACAAUACGCCUAUGGCGUGUGCCAUGUUUAUGGCGUCACGUGGAAGCAAAGAGGCUUUUUAAGGGCAGAUGGCUCUCCAGUAACUCAUGGGGAAGCUAUUUCAGCUCUGCUAGAGGCCAUACACCUCCCUAAAGCACUUGCUAUUAUCAAAUGCCCGGCCCACCAAAAAACUGACUCCCUGAUAGCCAAAGGCAACAAUUUAGCAGAUGAAGCAGCUAAACGUGUAGCUACGCCCACAUGCAUGGGACCACUUUUAAUGGCAGAGAAUCUGGAACCUAUAACAAACAUAACAUCUCUUAAAGAAGCACAGGAAAGAGCCGGUCCGUGGUCGCAUCAAAUAUGGAUCAAAAGAGGCGCAAUUAAAAUCCAAAAUAAUCCAGACCCACAUAAAAAUGGCCUCUGGCUCAGUGCGCAGGGUCAAUUUGUCCUCCCACCGGCAUUGGUAUCAAUUGCCAUUCAGGAAGCGCAUGGUCAAGACCAUGUCGCUAGGGGGGAGAUAUUGAGACGACUGCAAGCAGUCUGGUGGUCACCAAUGUUGGCACACAGAGUUGAUAGAUGGAUAAAUGCAUGCACGGUAUGUAACACGAAUAAUGUCAGGAGAGCGUUCACAACACCGUUAGCACAUGUUCCGGUGCCUGAAGGGCCAUUUCACCAUCUACAAAUGGAUUACAUAGAUAUGAUAGACAGAAAGAAUGGUUACAGGUACAUUCUUGUGGUUGUGGACAGGUUUACCAAGUGGGUGGAAGCAGUUCCAACAAAAGGUCCAGAUGCGAGGUCAGCAGCUAAGUUUCUGUGUAAAGAAGUUUUUCCACGGUUUGGAAUACCAGAUGUAAUGAGCUCUGACAAUGGUCCGCAUUUUACAGCUAAUGUGAUGAAAAUUGCCAUGAAAAUGUUAGGAAUUAAGCAGAAAUAUGGCUGCGUGUAUCACCCUCAGUCACAGGGACAAGUAGAACGAGCUAAUGGAGUUUUGAAGAGCAAAAUCACAAAAAUUAUGGCUGACAGUGACCAUAAGCUAAGCUGGGUGGAGGCAUUGCCACUUGCUUUGAUGAGCAUGAGAACACAGUGUAACAGACUAACCCACCUAACACCGCAUGAAGCACUAACAGGGAGACCGAUGCCGGUCCCCUUUUACAGAGGACCCUAUGAGGGGCCUCCGCUUGAACAAUAUCAACAUGAAUUAACCUAUUAUCUGAAACAUCUAACGCAAAUAUACAAGGCUAUCUUCCAACAGGUCAAAACUGUGAUAGAGGCUAAGGCCACACAGUUCCCACCACUUCCCUCAGCAGGCGUGGCUCCCAGGUGACCCUUCUGAGCAAUGGAUGUCUCGGAGGCACGACCCGUCUCCUGCGCAGGGACCGAGCAUGCUGCAGGUGCUGUUGGAACAACCCGCACCACCAAAACCAGGGCCAGGGAAUCAACAGGUGAGACCAUCCAAGUCUACUGCCAAAACUCCCCGGCACAUGCAGCAGCCAGUGGCCCAGAAGUCUCUACAGCGCCAGUGGGAGGGGCAGAUGAUGAUUGGAGAAGGAAGGCCGGCGACUGAGGAUAUUGACGAAUCCACCUCAUCGGACGAGGAGGAGAAGGAGGCCAACUACGCCCUACUGCAGCCAGGGGGAGGAGCAGAGGCAUUGGCAAAAAUGUCCAUGGCGGCCUUCUACAGGUA